This is a messenger RNA of Caenorhabditis remanei, 372 nucleotides long. RefSeq lists its product as uncharacterized. Gene Ontology annotation, molecular function: SNARE binding. Gene Ontology annotation, cellular component: synaptic vesicle; BORC complex; BLOC-1 complex. The transcript has 3 exons. Lineage: Eukaryota; Metazoa; Nematoda; Chromadorea; Rhabditida; Rhabditidae. The coding region runs from base 1 to 372 and encodes 123 amino acids. The record is from RefSeq and is a predicted model, not a curated record. Gene Ontology annotation, biological process: synaptic vesicle exocytosis; intracellular protein transport; lysosome localization.
AUGAUGUCUUCAAGCGUCGGAGGAGAAGUAUCGAUUAAUUCAGGAGACCUUCUACUUGGAACUCUUUCAAAAGCAAUCACAAAAUUAGAACAGCAGAUUCAAGCAACACAGGCAUCCCAGAGGAAACUGAAUUCUGAUUGUGACACGAUGGCUGAGUAUCUUCGAGACCUAAGCGAAUACAAGCAGCCCGUAGACUUGUUGCCGUAUGUUGGAAAGCUGAACGACUCAACAAUUCGUGUGAACAAUACUCAUGCGAAGCUAGACGAACUUCUUGAACGCCUCACAAAACUCCAACGACAAAUUGCCAGAGAGACUUACAAGAAGAAGAGUUCCAUUAAAGAACAAGAGCCACCAGUGCAACCAGAAAAUUGA